AUGGGGAAUAACCCCUCCCGAGCAUCUGCCCAGCCGCAGCAACAGCAGCACCACCACCGACAUCAUCACCUCAGCCAGCAGCACUCCACCCCUACCUCACCCCCGAUAGCAAAUGUCCCCGCCCGUGCCGCAUCAACCUCUUCAUCUCGGACAAUAAUCAACCGCCGGAAUAGUCUUCAGCCGGCACCAUCGAAGCACACCAGCACUUCGGCCUCUGUACCCCCGGAAGACCCUCUCACCCUUCCCAUACGCCCCCACAAUGAGCCUGCGAGCGCUACCGAGGCGCGCUAUAUGCCCCAGGGACGGCGCGAGAGCAUUGCGGAGGCAAUCUCGUCCGUACCAUGGACCAUCAGUCAUACUGCUCCCCGCCCUACCCCUGGCUUUGACGAUGACGACGCGUUGAGUUCUCCGACCCUUCAAAAAUUGCAGACGGCAAGCAGCACUCCCACUGCGACUGGGGAGGAUCUCCCUUCUCGAGAAGGCACCCCACUGUCCGCCGGACCGCAUGCCGAUCCUUUGACCAAAAGAGGGAGCAUGGGAUCGACCACCACCAUUGACGAAGAAGAGGUAGACGUUGCCGAUACGAGAACAAUACCCACACUCGUCCAAUGGCUGCAGGGCGGUCACAAAGUAUAUGUUACGGGCACAUUUUCCAAUUGGCGGAAGAGGUUUAAAUUGAACAGAAGGUUUGUCCCCUCCAUCCCUCUCCGCUCCGCCCUACACCUCAAUGCUAAAGUGAUCAUACACAGCCCAGACGACGAGACACUGUCAGCCAUCGUACCUCUCCCACCGGGCACCCACCACCUGAAAUUCUUCGUUGAUGGGGAGAUGCGAACAUCAGACAACCUUUCGACAGCAGUAGACGAUACGGGAAUCCUAGUGAACUACAUUGAAGUAAACGCCGACGACAUGCCCCCACUCGACCGCCAACACUCUCCGCCAUCGCCGUCAGGCUCCACGCAUCACCCUCACGCGUCGGCAAAUCUCCUCUCGAAUUUGUCAAAGAAGAAGAAGCGAUACACGAAUGAGAUACCCGCCUACCUCUGCGAUCUUGAAGAUGGCGGGGAAGAUGGUCACAGGAUUGGGAAUGAAGAUGGGGAUAUUCCAGCGCCGCCUAGUCUACCGAUGAUGUUGCAGAAGGUUAUCCUCAAUACUAGUUCUGCUAUGAAGGAUGACGCGAGUGUGCUUGGGAUACCGAAUCAUGUGGUUUUAAACCACUUGGCUACCAGUUCUAUCAAGAAUCAGGUUUUGGCGGUUAGCGCUACCACGCGAUAUCGGAAGAAGGUAUUCCCCCAACCCCCUCGUCCGCCCAAAAAUUUCCCCUUCUAUUAUUCAGCAGGACCUAAUUGUCUUUCUUUUCUUCUUCGAUAGUACGUCACGACGAUACUGUAUAAAUCAACAACGGAAUAAUAAUGGUGACAGUCGCUGUAUUUAUAUGAAUUUUUUUUUUUCUUCUACCCUUCAUUUCUUUCUCCCAAUUCUUGAAAUGGCUGUACAUCAAGGCGAACGACCGAGGACAAAGGCAAUUGUUGGGGAGUAUUACUCCGGGAUAUCGUCAAGAGGGGCUUCGGGGGGGGAGGAGUGGAGGGGGACCAACGAUGUAUUCAAAACACCAUAUCUGAAUAUCCCAAUUAAAUAACCGGGGUUAUCUAU
Molecule: messenger RNA, 1653 nt
Organism: Tuber aestivum (summer truffle)
Lineage: Eukaryota; Fungi; Ascomycota; Pezizomycetes; Pezizales; Tuberaceae
Source: the annotation of a GenBank genome assembly